UAGACUUAGGACUUGACUUAUAACUUAUAUGGAAGGCCCCUCGAACACCAGGCAAUUUGUUCAGUGUUAAGCUUAGAUUAUAUUACCGAAGUUGCUAGUUAUUUGUUUGCUGCUUUUUCAAUGUCUAGUUCGUGAGUAAUGUAGUAAUACGGGAUAUAUUAUUAUUAAAGCUGUCGAGGUGUGUAUUAUAGGUGUAUUUGUUGAAUGUACCUAAGAUAAAAUGUGUGUGAGGUUGUAAAGGACCUAACUAUAGGGGUUUAGGUACAUGUUAAUACAUGCUAGAGCUUGUAGCUAAACAUCCACUAAACCGUAUGGACAGCUUCCCCUUACUUGAAGUACUUACCAUGUAAGGAAAGGUCCCACUUUUCAAACUAACCCCACCAUCGACUUAAACGCCAACUGCGGUCGACUUUCAAAUGUUUCCCCUCCAACAUUUAAGAAGGAUACCUACCAGGUAUCUAUCCAUCUCAGCCACCGCUCCCAAACUCUCUUAGGUUGUCUGAACUGCCCCUGGGAUCAUUACGUCGUACGGCCCUUUAAAGAAACCGCAAAUAGUAUCACGAACCCUCCCCUCUAAGAAUCACCAUGGCCGACCCAUUUGACUCGGCUCUCGACCUCCUCCGCCGCCUCAACCCCAAGCACACGACCGCCCACCUCAACUCCCUGAUCAACCUGGCGCCGGACCUGACGGAGGACCUGCUCUCGUCGGUCGACCAGCCGCUGUCGGUCCGGCGGUGCAAGCAGACGGGCCGCGACUACCUGCUCUGCGACUACAACCGCGACGGGGACAGCUACCGGUCGCCGUGGAGCAACGAGUUCGACCCGCCGCUCGAGGGCGGCGCCGCCUCCGCCGCCAGCCUGCCCUCCGAGAAGGUCCGCAAGAUGGAGGUCCGCGCCAACGAGGCCUUCGACCUCUACCGCGACCUGUACUACGAGGGCGGCGUUAGCAGCGUCUACUUCUGGAACCUCGACGACGGCUUCGCGGGAGUUGUGCUUUUGAAGAAGGAGGCGAGACCGGGCAGCGCUAGCGAAGGUGCUUGGGACUCGAUUCACGUAUUCGAGGCGAUCGAUCGUGCCCGUUUCACCCAAUAUAACUUAACAUCUACCGUCAUCCUAUCGUUAUCUGCGAACUCGAGCAGCCUCGGAGACAUGGAUCUGUCAGGAAACAUGACCCGCCAGAUUGAGAUUGAACUACCGGCCGAGAAUGACGAACAGCAGAUUGCCAAUAUCGGCAAGCUCGUAGAGGAUAUGGAGCUCAAGAUGCGAAACCUGCUACAGGAGGUCUACUUCGGAAAGGCUAAGGACGUGGUUGGCGAUUUAAGAAGCGUGGGAAGCUUGAGCCAGGACGCGAAGGACAGAGAAGUUCACAAGGAGCUCGUCGGAAGCAUGAUGCGAUAAUGCGACGACUGGUGACAUCGAACCAUGGAGAUGAUGGGUCCUAAGAU
Molecule: messenger RNA, 1445 nt
Organism: Daldinia caldariorum
Lineage: Eukaryota; Fungi; Ascomycota; Sordariomycetes; Xylariales; Hypoxylaceae
Product: F-actin capping protein, beta subunit
Exons: 3
Coding region: 586-1398 (270 amino acids)
Biological process (GO): barbed-end actin filament capping; actin cytoskeleton organization; cell morphogenesis
Cellular component (GO): actin cortical patch; cytoplasm; F-actin capping protein complex
Molecular function (GO): actin filament binding
Source: RefSeq, a predicted model, not a curated record